AUGUCACCCUCAGCAACAGAGCUCAGUGAGCAUCUCGAGAAAUUGAGCAACUGUGAAGUCCAGAUGGCCGAGGCCGAAAAACAAUGUGAGAUUUUCCACGCCAAAACAACACAGGGUAUUUUCAGCAAGAGAAGGGCCAUCACGCAGAACAUCCCGCAGUUCUGGUAUAUUGUGCUAGCCCAGUGUGAUGAUUUCGCCGAGUACGUGCGGCCCGAGGACUUGAAGUACAUGGAGCUGAUCUCCGAUAUCUAUGUACAUCGAGAUGUAGUGGACUCUGACGACGUAGAUAACUAUAGAGAUUUUUCAAUCACUUUCCAGUUUUCCGGCAGCGAGGGAGAUGCACUGGUGCCACAGCAGACGGUGACCAAGAAGUUCACAUUUUCCAAGAAGGAUGGCCAGGAACUCAUGGUUUCUCAGCCAGUGACAGUGGAAUGGCCCCAGGAGCUCCAGGAUAUUAGCCCAGCCAAGAUCCGCAGUGAGAAGCUGGGCGAGUACACCCCAGAACAACGCAAAAAGUACCGCCAAGGCAUGCGGUCGUUUUUUGCGUGGUUCGAAUGGACGGGCAAAAAACCAGGCAAGGAAUUCCGGGGUGGCGAGGAUUUGGCACAGCUCAUCACGGACGAGAUUUUCCCAGGCGCGGUCAACUUGUACGUGGAGGCCAUGAACUCCGAGCAAGACAGCGAUGUAGAUUCUUCGGAGGGCGAGGAGUUAGAUGUGAGUGAUGAUGACGAUGACGAUGACGAGCCUGAGCAGAAGAAACAAAAAGUAUGA
Metschnikowia bicuspidata var. bicuspidata NRRL YB-4993 is the source of this 771-nucleotide messenger RNA. RefSeq lists its product as uncharacterized. The transcript has a single exon. Gene Ontology annotation, molecular function: chromatin binding; histone binding. Gene Ontology annotation, cellular component: chromatin; nucleus. Gene Ontology annotation, biological process: nucleosome assembly. NCBI's taxonomy places the organism in Eukaryota, Fungi, Ascomycota, Pichiomycetes, Serinales, Metschnikowiaceae. The record is from RefSeq and is a predicted model, not a curated record. The coding region runs from base 1 to 771 and encodes 256 amino acids.